AUGCCGGCCUCAGAAAAGGAGGGGACGAACGAAGAUGACAGGCGGGGGUCUUCUGCAAUUGUAGAGGACGACGCGGCCGCCCGGCCACCGCGCGCCCCUCCCAACCCAGCGUCGGUGAAGAUCAACGUCGAGGGCGCGUUUAUUGUCGACGACGAGAUGAAUGCUAAGAAUGGUACAGCAAAUGAACAUGUACAUUGGGAACAUAAGGAUAUUCGGCUGCCACAUCACACUGACGUGGUGAGCCAUGUUGCCGUGGAUAUUGGCGGCUCAUUGGCCAAGCUGGUAUACUUUUCGCGUGAAACUGGUUCAAUGCAUGGCGGCGGACGCUUGAACUUCCUGAACUUCGAGACGGACCGGAUCGACCUCUGCAUUGACUUCAUUCAAGAGCUGAAGAAAACGCAGUUGAAGCUCAAUGGCUCCACCCCACAAGAGUUAUGUGUAAUGGCAACUGGAGGUGGAGCAUAUAAAUUCUACAACCGAAUGAAGGAGGUCCUGCAUGUGGAUGUGGUUCAAGAAGACGAGAUGGAGUGCCUAAUUAUUGUAGGACUGGACUUCUUCAUCACGGAAAUCCCACGAGAGGUCUUUACAUACAGCGAGGAAGAACCGAUGCAGUUCGCCGAUACGCGCGCUGACAUCUACCCGUAUCUCCUGGUGAAUAUUGGAUCUGGCGUCUCAAUGGUCAAGGUAUCCGGGCCUCGAGAAUUCCAGCGUGUGGGCGGUACGUCAUUAGGAGGGGGCACCUUUUGGGGUAUCCUUUCGCUGCUCACUGGAGCUCGUACAUUUGACGAGAUGCUUCGGCUGGCAGAGAAGGGCGACAAUGCCGGUGUCGACAUGCUUGUUGGCGACAUAUAUGGCGGUGGGUACAGCAAGAUUGGGCUCAAGAGCACCACAAUUGCCAGCACCUUCGGCAAAGUGUUUCGCAUGAAGAGACUGGCAGAGAGGCAUGCCGAGGACGGGGAAGGGCUAUUCAAUGGCGAUGAUCUUAGCGAUGACCAUGAGAUGCACGGGCACUUCAAGAUCGAAGACAUGGCCCGAAGCCUGCUGUACGCCAUCUCGAACAACAUUGGUCAGAUUGCGUACCUCCAAUCUGAGAAACACAAUCUUCGGCAUAUAUACUUCGGAGGGUCUUUCAUUCGGGGCCAUACCCAGACCAUGAACACUCUCUCCUACGCUAUCAAGUUCUGGUCCAAGGGUGAGAAGCAAGCGUACUUCCUCCGGCAUGAAGGCUACCUCGGGGCUGUUGGGGCAUUUCUUAAGCGACAACCGAAGAACUGGGGAAGACGCAACAGUUUUGAUGAUAUCAGACUCACGAAGGUCCUGUCAAAAGAAUGA
This is a messenger RNA of Cladophialophora yegresii CBS 114405, 1332 nucleotides long. Its product is annotated as type II pantothenate kinase. The coding region runs from base 1 to 1332 and encodes 443 amino acids. Gene Ontology annotation, cellular component: nucleus; cytosol. Gene Ontology annotation, molecular function: ATP binding; pantothenate kinase activity. The record is from RefSeq and is a predicted model, not a curated record. Lineage: Eukaryota; Fungi; Ascomycota; Eurotiomycetes; Chaetothyriales; Herpotrichiellaceae. Gene Ontology annotation, biological process: coenzyme A biosynthetic process. The transcript is spliced from 3 exons.